This is a messenger RNA of Neoarius graeffei (lesser salmon catfish), 1227 nucleotides long. It is a transcript of the gene egr4, whose product is annotated as early growth response 4. Lineage: Eukaryota; Metazoa; Chordata; Actinopteri; Siluriformes; Ariidae. Gene Ontology annotation, biological process: regulation of transcription by RNA polymerase II. The record is from RefSeq and is a predicted model, not a curated record. The transcript is spliced from 2 exons. The coding region runs from base 1 to 1227 and encodes 408 amino acids. Gene Ontology annotation, molecular function: RNA polymerase II cis-regulatory region sequence-specific DNA binding; DNA-binding transcription factor activity, RNA polymerase II-specific.
AUGAUCAGUACAGUGGACUUCAGCGCGCUGGACUUUCUCUGCGCAGCGACGGAAAACGGCGCUCAGACCGAGCGUGAUGCCGGCUUUGAGGGGCUUCUGAAGCCUAAACUUGAGCAGCCGGAUCCCGCUUUCCUCCCAGACCUGAGUGAAAGCUCGGCUGACGGGCUGCCUCCUUCCCCGCUGACAUACACCGGCACCCUCCACACCGAGACAGCCGCGUGCAGCGCGGACGCGCUCCUCAACAUGAUCACGGAGAUUGUGGGCAUCUGCACAAAUUCCAUCUAUGACAGCCACCGCGAUGACUUCUCGCAGUCGGUGGCGGGCGCGAGCUCCCGCGGCGGCGCGCUCUACAGACAGGGCUCGGUGGGCUCCACGGGCAGCUCCACGCCUUCGCUGGGAUCCCCCGAGUCGCUCUGCAACGACCCCUCAGAUGAUUUAAUGGAUGUGGCGGGCCUGCAGCAGCUGUUCCCGGUGACUGUUAAAAAGGAGCGCGAGGAGGACUGCCGCGGCUGCGACUUCUUUGAUGAGUUGAGUGUGUCAGACACCCGUCUCUCAGAUCAGGAUGCAGACCUGGACGACAUCAUCGACCUGCUUUCCCCACUCUGCCCUGAGACUGACUCUUUGGACACUCCUGCUUUGGACACUUGGAUAAAACAGGAGCCGGUUUGCGUGGAACAGUGCUCACACAGCGCUCCUCUGAGCGCCUCGUCUAUCCAAACUCCUGCCACUACUCCAUCCACUCUUACCGGAAACGCGUUCUACAGAACAGCUUUCACUAACAGCCAGGUGUUUGAUCUGAACUGCUCUUCAAUGCUGGACUCUCUGCUCUUCUCUAACUCUUCAACCACCAGAAGCCGAGGUCAAGCGACUAAAACGGGCACCAGGAAAACCCCGCGUGAAAAGCCCUUUUCCUGCCCCGUGGAAAACUGCGAUCGUCGCUUCUCUCGCUCCGAUGAGCUCAACCGCCAUGUGCGCAUCCACACGGGCCACAAGCCAUUCCAGUGCCGGGUGUGUCUGCGGUGCUUCAGCCGCAGCGACCACCUGACCACGCACAUGCGCACGCACACCGGUGAGAAGCCCUUCUCGUGCGACGUGUGCGGGCGCCGCUUCGCCAGGAGCGACGAGAGAAAGAGGCACUGGCGGGUGCACAUCAAGCAGAGGGAGAGGAUGCAGCAGAAAGCCGAGCUUCUGGCCGCGCGCGCUUUCGCCUUACCGGGACUCGUGUGA